Oryza sativa Japonica Group (Japanese rice) is the source of this 1087-nucleotide messenger RNA. Its product is annotated as RING-H2 finger protein ATL29. The record is from RefSeq and is a predicted model, not a curated record. Lineage: Eukaryota; Viridiplantae; Streptophyta; Magnoliopsida; Poales; Poaceae.
CCAUACCACACGUGCGUACGUACGUCCACACCACGCCCAACACCGACGACGUCGAUCGAGCUCCAAUCCAUCCACCCCCACCCAUGGCCGCGCGCUUCUCUUAGCUGGAGUAAUUAAAUUAAGUCGAUCUCCCCAGCGCGCCCCCAUGCACCAAUGGCCGCUCCCACGCGCCGCCUCCUCCUCCUCAACCACGAACCCACCACCACCCCCGCUUCGUCUUCUUCGAGUUCGAGGCAAUCCUUCCCCACGCUGCUCCCCGUUUUUAUCCUCUUCGUCCUCCUCCUCUGCUUCCUCUCCAUCUUCCUCGUCCGCGACCUCCUCCACUUCCUCUCCCUCUGCCUCCGCCGCCGCCGCCUCCUCCUUCGCCACGGGGAGGAUCAUGACUCCUCCUCCGUCUCCAUGCAGUCCUCAGCCUCGCCGAUUAAUGCCCAGGCGCCGCGCAAGCCGCCGGGCUUGGACCCCGCCAUCCUCGCGUCCUUCCCCACGCUGCGCUUCAAGGCCUCCGCCGCCGCGCCGGAGUGCGCCGUGUGCCUCUCCGACUUCGCCGCCGGCGACGCCCUCCGCCUGCUCACCGUCUGCCGCCACGCCUUCCACACGCCCUGCAUUGACUCCUGGCUCCGCGCCCACACCACGUGCCCCGUCUGCCGCUCCGACCUCGACGCCGCGCCCGCGCCGGCGCCUCGCCACGAGGACCCCGCCGCCGUUGCCGUCGACGUGGAAUGCGACCGGAGGGGCGGCGCCGGCUGACCGGUGAACGACCGCCGCCGUGCUGGAUGACAUGCAGGAUUUCCUUUAAUUUUGUUCGCGCCAAAAUUGAUUUUGAUUUGUUUUGUUUUGUUUGUGGCUGCCUGCAUUACCGUGUAAAUACUCAACGACUUGUAUCGUCCUUGUGCAUUGUACUGUCAGUAUUUCCAAAUUGUUGGAAAUGAUAAUGUAGAGUAUUCCAGGUAGAAUUAUGAGCUAGUCACCACAGCUUCAGCUAGCUGUUUAAUUCAAUUGCAAGUCUGCAAUACCUGUCAAGAAAAUAAAUCAACUGUAUCAAUGUAUCAGUUGGAAGCUUUUGCAAUGUUAUUUUUAGCCACAGAAA